Molecule: messenger RNA, 1503 nt
Organism: Loxodonta africana (African savanna elephant)
Lineage: Eukaryota; Metazoa; Chordata; Mammalia; Proboscidea; Elephantidae
Product: olfactory receptor 4F15-like
Exons: 1
Coding region: 219-1157 (312 amino acids)
Biological process (GO): G protein-coupled receptor signaling pathway
Cellular component (GO): plasma membrane
Molecular function (GO): olfactory receptor activity; G protein-coupled receptor activity
Source: RefSeq, a predicted model, not a curated record
GUUAGUCAGAAGCAGUGCUUUGUGGCAAUGAGUUAUUGCCUGUUUUCUACAACUAUGGGUUAAGGGGUUAUACAGGGAUUUUCUGGCUGUGUAUGGUAAGGUAAUAUUUUUUCUUUAAAACUUUAAACUUAUGCUGCCAGUGACUCUGGAAAAAAUUUGUUUUCCUCUUUUCUCUCUUUUCCAGGUAAUUUUUAUAUUCAGCUUUGCUGUCAGAGGCAAUGGAUGGAGCCAACCACUCUGUGAUGUCUGAGUUUGUGUUCCUAGGACUUUCCAAUUCGUGGGGGAUCCAGCUUCUCCUCUUUUUCUUUUCUUCCAUGUUCUAUGUUGCAAGCCUGAUGGGAAACCUCCUCAUUGUGUUCUCCGUGACCUAUGACCCUCACCUGCACUCCCCCAUGUACUUCCUGCUGGCCAAUCUUUCCUUUCUUGAUCUGGGAAUUUUCUCUAUUGCAGCCCCCAAAAUGAUUUACGAUCUUUUCAGAACUCCCAAAGUGAUCUCCUUUGAGGGCUGUAUAACCCAAAUCUUCUUCAUUCAUGCCAUUGGUGGCACAGAAAUGGUGCUGCUCACAGCUAUGGCCUUUGACAGAUAUGUUGCCAUAUGUAAGCCUCUCCACUAUCUGACCAUCAUGAGCCCACGAAUGUGCAUUUUGAUUUUGAUUACUUCUUGGAUCCUUGGCUUCAUCCACUCAGUGGCCCAGUUGGCUUUUGUUGUAGACUUGCCCUUCUGUGGCCCUAAUGUAUUGGACAGCUUUUACUGUGACCUGCCUCAGCUCAUUAAACUUGCUUGCACAGACACCAAUAGGCUGGAAUUCACAGUCACAGCCAACAGUGGACUCAUCUCUGUGGGUUCCUUCUUUACACUGAUCAUUUCUUAUAUCUUUAUUUUGGUCACUGUUCAGAAACACUCUUCAAGUGGUUUAUCCAAGGCCCUCUCCACUUUGUCAGCUCAUGUCACUGUGGUGGUUUUAUUCUUUGGGCCGUUGAUCUUCUUUUAUACAUGGCCCUUCCGCUCAUCACACUUGGACAAGUUUCUUGCUGUCUUUGACGCAGUUCUCAUUCCUUUUCUGAAUCCAGUCAUCUACACACUCAGGAACAAGGAGAUGAAGGCAGCAAUGAAAAAACUGUGCCAUCAGCUUGUGAGUUACAGGAAGUUGUCCUAAAUACUUUAAAGAUAAAAAAAAAUUGGUCUGCACUCUAUUUGAUGAUGUUGGAAAAAAAUAAUGAAAAUUUUAGAGUUCUAUUAAUUUUGUGUACUAGUUUACUUUUACAUAUUUACCAUGUUGUUGUGUAGUAGUAUAAUAAGUAAGGAUAGAGGGAACUAACAUUGGAAACUUCUAUGUUUCAGACCCUUUUCUCGGGGUUUUAUGUAUAUUAUUUUGUUCAAUAUUCGUAAUAACUUUGUAUCAUGAGUAUUUUAUGUUGAUAAAUAUUUUUCUUAAAUUAGGACAUUCUUUCUGCUUUAUUGCUAAUAUGUAAAAUUUGAAACCAAAGCUGAUAUUCACCUUA